GCUGUGAUUACGAUAUUUCCCACAGCGCCUGAAUGUAGCAAAAAGCUCUCGGUGACGGAGCAGCAGAGACAGAAAAGCGGCAGGGAGCUGCAAGCAUCGUCUCAUACCGUCGCAGGACAGAAAGGUGUGAAAAUAUUAGUCCUCUCGACAGCCUAGUACACGGAGACGGCAUUGUUUUGAUAAUGCUGUCACACUCUGAAAAUCUCCGUAUCAGCGGAGAUAUGGAGACGCUGGGACGGAUAGCAGCAACACCGGACGCCCUGGACUUCACGGUGGAAAACGUAGAGAAGGCCCUUCAUCAGUUGUACUACGAUCCCAAUAUAGAAAACAAGAAUCUGGCCCAGAAAUGGCUUAUGCAGGCUCAGGUCUCGCCUCAGGCCUGGCAGUUCUGCUGGGCCCUACUGAGCCCAGAUAAGGUGCCAGAGAUCCAGUACUUUGGUGCUAGCGCGCUUCACACCAAGAUCUCUCGCUACUGGUCAGACAUCCCCACAGACCAGUAUGAGUCUCUAAAGACCCAGCUGUUCUCCCAGAUUGCCUGCUUCUCCUCCGGCUCCAAGAUGGUGCUUACCCGGCUAUGUGUGGCCCUGGCCUCUCUGGCACUCAACACAAUGCCUGAGGCCUGGCCUGGCGCAGUGGCAGAGAUGGUGCGGGUGUUCCAGGAGGAGGGGGGAGGGGUGGAUGGGCGGGCACGCUGCCUGGCAUUGCUGGAGCUGCUCACCGUCCUGCCAGAGGAGUUCCAGACCAGCCGCCUGCCGCAGUACAGAAAGGGACAGGUUCGGGGCGCCCUGGGCCGUGAGUGGGGGUCAGUGUGUCCCUUACUGCAGCAACUGCUGAGAAGGACAGAUAGCCCCGGGGCGGUGAAAGCUCGCGUGCUGCGCUGCCUGUCAUCCUGGGUGCUGCUGGAUGUGCCCCUCAACGAGAGUGAAGGCCUGGUGCAAGACUGCUUCAGUGCCCUGCCUGACCCAGAGCUCUUUGACACAGCGGUAGAGGCAAUCGUCAACGCCAUCUCACAGCCUGACUCCCAAAGAUAUGUGAACACUUUGCUGAAACUGGUUCCUCAAGUGCUGGCCCUCCAGGAGCAGCUCAGAGAGGCGGUUCAGAAUGGAGACAUGGAGACCUGCCAUGGUAUCUGCCGUAUCGCCGUUACACUGGGAGAAAACCACUCCAGGACUCUGUUGGAGCAGGUGGAUCACUGGCAGAGCUUCCUGGCUUUAGUCAACAUGAUCAUGUUUUGUACAGGCAUCCCCGGCCACUACCCGGUCAAUGAGACCACCAGCUCGCUCACACUCACCUUCUGGUAUACACUACAAGAUGAAAUAAUGUCAUUUGAGUCGGAUAAGCAGGCAGUGUAUCUGCAGGUCUACAGGCCAGUAUAUUUCCAGCUGGUGGAUGUUCUGCUACACAAAGCCCAGUUCCCCUCUGACCAGGAGUAUGCAUCCUGGUCCUCCGAUGAGAAAGAGCAAUUCAGGAUUUACAGGGUGGAUAUCUCAGACACACUCAUGUACGUGUAUGAGAUGCUGGGAGCAGAGCUGCUGAGUAACCUGUAUGAUAAACUAGGGAGACUGUUGACUAACGCAGAGCAGCCCACAUCAUGGCAGCACACAGAAGCCUUACUGUAUGGCUUCCAGUCCAUAGCAGAGACGAUAGAUGUGAAUUACUCUGACGUCAUCCCAGGCCUGAUAGGACUCAUCCCCAGAAUCAACAUCAACAACGUCCAACUAGCAGACACAGUGAUGUUCACUAUAGGUGCUUUGGCUGAAUGGUUGGCAGACCACCCAGUGAUGCUCAGCAGUGUCUUGCCCUUGGUGCUCCAGGCGUUGGGGAACCCAGACCUUUCUGUUUCUUCUGUGUCUACACUCAAGAAAAUUUGUAGGGAGUGCAAAUAUGACCUGCCACCCUACGCAACCAACAUAGUAGCUGUCUCUCAGGAGGUGCUUAUAAAGCAGAUCCACAAGACGAGUCAGUGUAUGUGGCUGAUGCAGGCUCUCGGCUUCCUGCUCUCAGCUCUCCCUGUGGAAGAGAUCUUAAGAAACCUUCACUCUCUCAUCACCCCCUACAUUCAGCAACUGGAGAAGUUAGCGGAUGAGACGCCCAAUCCCUCCAAUAAAUUAGCAAUCAUCCACAUCUUGGGGCUGCUGUCCAACCUCUUCACUACGCUCGACAUCAGCAAGCAGGACGAUGAGUCAGCAGACGGCUCAGCACCACCUGUCAAAACAGCCCCCCCUCCGCCUGGACCAAACCCAGUGGUGGUGGUUUUGCAACAAGUGUUUGCUCUCAUACAGACUGUACUGAGUAAGUGGCUCAAUGACUCGCAGGUUGUAGAGGCGGUGUGCGCCAUCUUUGAGAAGUCAGUGAAGACUCUGCUCCAUGACUUUGCUCCCAUGGUGUCUCAGCUCAGUGAGAUGCUUGGACAGAUGUACAGUACAAUUCCCCAGGCCUCAGCCCUCGACCUCACACGACAGAUGGUGCAUAUCUUUGCCAGUGAGACAGACCACUUCCCACCCAUCAAGGCUCUGUUUGAGCUAGUUACCUCGGUAACGCUGUCCAUCUUUCAGCAAGGACCCAGGGAUCAUCCUGAUAUUGUUGAUUCAUUUAUGCAACUCCAAGCUCAGGCCCUCAAACGGAAGCCCGAUUUGUUCUUGUCUGAGAGUCUUGACGUGAAAGCAGUGUUCCACUGUGGAGUUCUGUCUCUCAAAUUUCCUGAGGCUCCAACAGUCAAGUCAACGUGCUUGUUCUUUACUGAACUGUUACCCCGCUGCUCAGAUGUGCCUCCAGUGGCCAGAGUGGUGCAGGAAGACGGAAAACUGUUGAUCCAGGCCGUGCUGGAGGGCAUCGGGGGCGGGGCAUCUCGAUGCCUGAUGGACCAGUUUGCGGAAGUGCUUUUCUCUCUGAACAAGCACUGUUUUUCUCUGCUCGCUGUGUGGUUGAAGGAGGCCCUGCAGCCUCCUGGGUACCCAUCAUCACGGGUCACGACUGAACAGAAAGACAACUUCUCACAUCAGAUACUCAGAGAACGAGUGAACAAGAGGAGGGUUAAGGACAUAGUGAAGGAGUUCACACUACUGUGCAGAGGGCUCCAUGGUACAGAGUACGCUGCUGAAUACUGAAACUCUACCCUUGAACUCUCACCCAACCGGACCUCUGCCCUCAGCGCCAAACAGCUGGAUGCCACAACGAAACAGUUCUCACAAACCCCAUCAGCAAAGAUAUCAUGAAAUGAUUGUAAUAAUAAACCUGCCCCAGCAGGGUAAGACAUGGAACCAUUCCAGCACAGACCUGCCAUCAGAUUAAUGGACAAACAUUAAAUCCCUGGUGGCUUGAAGGGAGGCUGUCCUCUCUGCUCUUAUUAUUUUUUUUUGUUAUUAGAUGGACUGUUCCUCUUAUUUCUUUGGAAGAGCUUUGAGCAGCCCUCCCAGCAUGCUGCCUCUCGCCUCCUUCUAUCUCUGUCGUGUUCUGCCUUUCUAGAUCUUCCUGUGGUUCCUAGAUUGUUUCCUGGUGAUUAGCAUCCAUAUGAAAUGGUAGUGGUAUCGUACGUAGCUACUUGACAUUAUUUUUCAAAAAUGAAAUCAAAUGAAUUAUAUAAAUGUAUAUGUAUACACAUAUGGAAAGAUGGUGGUCGUCAGUCCUGCUGCUGCUAAUGGGAAAAGAGAAGGACCAAUGUCAGGAGGGGAUUCUGCAGGAAAAAUGACAUUAAUACAAUAAUAUUUACUCACAACCAUGCCCGUGAUCUCUGCAUUUGCCAAAUGAUCUUGAAAUGUUUUGUGAAUUUGUCCUUUUUUUUUGUUAAAUAUGCCUUUUGGGGGCUAUAAGUGGAGAAAGAGACAAAAACCACAUGACUGGACUAUAAACUGUCUGCUCUCUUGCCCAGCCCUCCAUGUACAGGGCUGUACCUCAUGUACAUACACUCCCACCCAGUCAUACUGCAGUCUCCUCAGAUUGUAGAGAGUGGUAUUUAUGCAUUGGUCCCUUAGGUAAAGCAGGACUGUGAAGAGAGAAGGCUGGAGGGGGAAAAGGAAUUCUAGUAGCUGGCAGUGAGAAAGAGACACAAGCUGGAAACUGAGAAGGGAACUGAGUGUUUGGAGGGAUGAAUAAUCCUGACUGAAGGACUGCUUAGUCACUGUAAUUGUGCAAAAAUAUUAAUCAAGUUGUGCAUAUUAACAGUUAUUGCUGAA
This is a messenger RNA of Sander lucioperca (pikeperch), 4172 nucleotides long. Its product is annotated as importin-13-like. Gene Ontology annotation, cellular component: cytoplasm; nuclear membrane. The transcript is spliced from 23 exons. Gene Ontology annotation, biological process: protein import into nucleus. Gene Ontology annotation, molecular function: small GTPase binding. The record is from RefSeq and is a predicted model, not a curated record. The coding region runs from base 183 to 3107 and encodes 974 amino acids. Lineage: Eukaryota; Metazoa; Chordata; Actinopteri; Perciformes; Percidae.